Cuscuta campestris is the source of this 1234-nucleotide messenger RNA. The record is from the annotation of a GenBank genome assembly. NCBI's taxonomy places the organism in Eukaryota, Viridiplantae, Streptophyta, Magnoliopsida, Solanales, Convolvulaceae.
GAGCAAUGCAUAACACUCCCACCACAAUAAAAAUGAUGUUUAGAUGUUCGAUUGGGAGAUGUUACACAAGUAAGCAAUUGAUAUAGAUCAACCUUAUCUUUAUUCUUCAUCAAUAAAUACAAAACCCAGAUGGAGGCCGAGGACCUUGUACUUGUCACCCUGCCGGAGGUUACAUCAACAAAUCUAGAAUGACAAGUUACAGCAACAGAACAACAUAUCCACAAAAUCUUGGAUCUGAUAUCUUGUUAAGCAAAAGGCAUCGAAAGAAGCAUUGGCAUUCGGACAAGUACUAUUAUUCCGUGGUGGGAAUUUCAAACAUUUUGUAUGAAGAGCAUCAAAUUACUACUAUUCUGUCUGUAAGGGGGGUGAGAGCACUAAUUCACGAUUACCUUAUACCACGCCUGUCAAAUCAUGGAAAGAAAAGCCCCAUGACCUUCACAUGCAAGUUGAUCUGGAUGUAUCUUUCUUGACAAUGAAACUAAUCCCCCUUGCUUCUGUUGCUGACAAAAUAGACAUCUCUAUGUCUUCAGCUCUUCGCUGUAGUUCACCUAUUUUUUGGGCAUAAAACUUGCAAAGGUUUCUAGAUAUUUUCAACAGAUCUACUUGUAGCAUCACAUCUAAUGUUUAAAUCUCAAAAUCAGAGUAUUUUCAAUAACUCCACUUCAAGCUUCUCCUUCCUUGACUAGGUUUUGAUACGAAACAUAGCAACUGAUCAGGGUGAAAUAAUAGUGCAGAACUUCCUGAAGUGUAAGCAAUGCACACCACCUUGAAAUCGAACCAACUUGCGCAGCCAGAUAAAUUCAAAAUCAUGCAAGCAAAGUCAACUGAAUGUUCUGUUGAACAUAUAUUACUCAUCAGAACCUAAUCAUAUAUUAUUAAUAUGACCCUAGAAUGAGAUCAAGAUAACAUACUCUAUCGUGAUUAUAAACCUUUGUAAUAUUUAUUUAAUUGGAGAUUAUGAGAGUCAAUCAAGACAAAACUAACCCUAGAUGUUCCAUAUAUGAUAUGGUUGGAAAAUCCAUUAUACUACACUCCCUCUAUACGAGAAUAAGGUCACGAUUUUGCUCUUUCCGAUGCAAAAAAAAAUCAGAACUAAAUUAUAAAAUAACAUUUAUGUUAUAGUAUUUUGAAACUAAAUCAAUAGUUUUCUACAAAGAAAAGAAUAAGAGGAGGUGACUAGACUAUUGCGGAGUACUUAAUAUUACCAAAUGACCAAUGAACUGGUACCAGUUUU